Dendroctonus ponderosae (mountain pine beetle) is the source of this 2952-nucleotide messenger RNA. Its product is annotated as inward rectifier potassium channel 2-like. Gene Ontology annotation, biological process: potassium ion import across plasma membrane; regulation of monoatomic ion transmembrane transport. The record is from RefSeq and is a predicted model, not a curated record. Bases 503 to 1396 code for a protein of 297 amino acids. The transcript is spliced from 5 exons. Gene Ontology annotation, molecular function: inward rectifier potassium channel activity. Lineage: Eukaryota; Metazoa; Arthropoda; Insecta; Coleoptera; Curculionidae. Gene Ontology annotation, cellular component: plasma membrane.
UCUAUGAAACUUUCAGCAUCGUGAGACUCAUCUAUCUUCUACAGCUGAGGAUAAUUUUGGAUUGCCACUGGCUUGAAAGAAGCACAUUUUUGACACAGAGAACCCAUUUGAGCACUCAUCCGUUUAGAGACCCCCAUUUACGAAGCUGGCAAAAAUCAGGACUUUGUCCGAUGUUUAUGAAACUCUCCACAUCGGAAGAGCCUAGUGUUUGCUCAACACGGGUUAAAUUUGGAAGAAGCACUGAAAUUGGUUUCCAAGAUAUAAAUUUUUAAAGAAAAGAGCGCAGUUUAGCUGAAAAGGUCUGUACUGAUCGUUCCAUAAUAACGAAAGAGCAAUAACAUUUCCAUAAAUACAUCAAGUGGUUUAACAACAUUUGAAAUUCCCAGCUAAAACGAGUCUUAUUAAUAACAUAAGCAAAUAAGUUGGAUGUAUUGUUCGCAUUAUCUGAUAUCGUUCGUUUCACCUUUACAAUGCUGUACCAAACCCAAAAAGCGGCCAGAAAAUGUCGACCGAACAUAACGAUCUUUUGAAGUUUCUAGACGCCGAACAGAACGAUCAAGUGAAUUUUCCGGUCAUUUUGAAACGCAGCACAAGUGCGAGUCGAAAUGACUUUCUCAGACGAAACACGCCCCUAAAUCGCAGCCAGUAUAAACGAGACGCCCGAGUGGUAUGCAAAAGUGGUCGACUAUUGGUAUAUUUCAAGAAAAUUCCCCAGAAAUCCGCCCAAUAUGCGAAAGAUUUGUGGAAUACGCUGAUUAACAUGCAGUGGCGAUGGUUGCUGUUAACUGUAGCUGCUGUUAAUGUUGUCGCUUACAUUAGCUGCGCCUUGCUAUUCUACUUCGACUCAUGGUUUAGUGGAGACUUUGAUAACGAAGAAGGAAAACUCUCCUGCAUGGUGGGAAUCAGCAACAUGCGGCACUUCUUCAUGUUGGGGAUUGAAACCAUCACAACGAUCGGUUACGGUUAUGUGCGUCCAAGUGAAAAUUGCGAACUGUACUUUGUUGUUUUGGCCUUUAGCACAAUCACGACGAUUUUUAUUGAUGGGGCUUUCAUAUCAGUAGUGUACGCUAAGUUGAACAAGCCCAAAGAGAGGAACGUGCAUGGGCACAUGUUCACCAAAAAAGCCAUAGUUUCCCUUCGAGAUGGGCACCUUUGCUUGAUAGUGCGGGUGAACGACAAGGAAGGAAGGCAUGGGAUCAACACUAAUGUGUGCAUGUAUCUGAUAAAAGACCGCAUGAUGUUGGAAGGCGAACUGAUUCCAAACUAUAUGGUUGAACUGGCGAUCAAACCAUUUGGCAUGCUUUUCUGGCCGGUGGAUGUCAUUCAUGAAAUAGGCCCUGAAAGCCCUUUGUGGGACAUUUCUGCUAAGGAACUGAUGACUACAAGACGCAAGUAGCGAUGUGAAAUUUUUCGCCAUCGGCAUCUACAGAACACACUUGACUCUAAAGAGGCUGACAAUUUCAUCGAUAUUGCCCAUAAUCCUGAUUUUUGCCAGCGCCGUAAACGUGGAACAAAAGGAUGCUUUUUCUUUAAUUCUCCUUAAAAAAAUUGUUUCGACCAGGCUAGGAAGGAGGUAGAAUAUUAAAAUUUGCACCAUCUAUCGGAAAUAUCUGCGCCUUACGGUGACAAAAGUUUCAUAGAAAUCGUCCAUAAUUCUGAUUGAUGAAGCGCACUAAACGUGGCUAUGAAAAUGGACGUUUUUACACAAAUGCACCGUCUGUUAAAAAUUUGGAUCGACCAGACUACAGGAGGUAAAAAUAUGAAAUUAGUACAAUCUAUAGAAAGGAUCUGAGCCUUACGAUGACAAAAGAUGCAUUAAAAUCACCCCUAAUGCUGAUUUUUUUCAGCGUUGUAAACGUGGGUCUGAAAAUGGAUGUUUAAAAACGAUGCGCCCUAACUUUUAAAGAUUUGUUUCGACCAGACUAAAGAAGGUAGAAUAAUGAAAUUUGCACCAUCUAUAGAAAAUACCUCAGCCUUACGGUGACAAAAGUUUCAUAAAAAUGGCCCAUAAUCCUAAUUUUUGCCAGCGUACUGAACGUGGCUAUCAAAAUGGACGUUUUUACACAAACGCACCAUCUCUGUUAAAAAUUUGCAUCGACCAGACUACAGGAGGUAGGAAUACGAAAUUAGCACCGUUUAUAGAAACGAUCUGAGUCUUACGAUGACGAAAGUUUCAUACAAAUAGCCCAUAAUCCUGAUUUUUGCCAACGUGGUAAACGUGGUUCUGCAAAUGGAAGUUUUUCCACAAAUGCACCCUAUCUGUUAAAAAUGUGCAUCGACCAGACUACAGGAGGUAGGAAUAUAAAAUUAGCACCGCCUAUAGAAACGAUCUGAGUCUUCCGAUGAGAAAAGUUUCAUACAAAUCGCCCAUAAUCCUGAAUUUUGCCGGAGUGGUAAACGUGGCUCUGAAAAUGGACGUUUAUCCACAAAUGCACUCUAUCUCUUAAAAAAUUGCAUCGACCAGACUACAGGAAGUAGGAAUAUGAAAUUAGCACCGCCUAUAGAAACGAUCUGAGUCUUCCGAUGAGAAAAGUUUGAUACAAAUCGCCCAUAAUCCUGAUUUUUGCCAGCGUGGUAAACGUGGCUCUGAAAAUGGAAGAUAAAGUUCGCAUCAUUUAUAGAAAGUAUCUGGGUCUCACAAGAACAAAAGAUUCAUAAAAAUAGCCCAUAAUCCUGAUUUUUUUCAGCGUCGAAAACGUGGGUUAAAAAAUUAAUGUUUCUAGUCAAAUGCAUCCUUCCUUUUAAAUAUCCAAUUCAAUUCUUUUAAGUCUUACCAUCUUUAGCAGAUACUAGAGUCUGAAGAUGGUUUCAUUCAAACCGCGCAUAAUGACGCCGUGCUUAUGAUGGAUACAUUUACUUGAGCCAAUUUUUCGAUAAUUGAGGGAAAAGUGCAUCCACCAUAUCUUAAGAAUAAACAAAAAAGUAUACAUGUAAAAACAUCAUAAGAAAACU